GCCUUUUCUUCUGCGCGAGACGUUGCAGCGACUUCCAUUUUCUGAUCGUCUCCCGAGCAAGACGGUUAUUGCGAGCUGAUCUCCCUCUGUCAGCCGCAGCUUUAGGUUUCGUCCGUUCAACGAGCAGCACAGCCGCCUUUCGCAGUCAUAGACAUGGAUCGUGAGUAUGGACAUGGUGGUUUUGGUCAAAGACCUAUGGACUCAUAUGGAAUGGAAAAAUCAAAUGACAGGUUUGGACCUUAUGAGUCUUAUGACUCCAGGUCUUCUAUGGGUGGGCGAGAUCUGUACAGAUCUGGCUAUGGUUAUAAUGAUCCCGACCAAAGCCACUUCGGAGAUAGUUAUGAUGGUCGAUAUGAAAACCCCUACCGGAAUAGCGUUGACUCUUUUGAAGGUAGAAACCAGGGCGGGUCUAGCUGGGACUCAUCUUUCACACGCUCAAAAGUGAGGACUGGGUUUAUGGAUGAAAGAGGAAGAGACAAUUACUCUUCCUACGGCAGUUUUUCUUCACCCUAUAUGAAGCCUGCGUCAGUAGGCUCACGGGGGAGAGGAAUGCCUGCGUAUCCCGACAGUGCGUUUGGCGGCAGAAGCAAUGAUGCUUUUGGAGGACCCUCGACAGGCAGAGGCCGUGGCAGAGGACAAAUGGCAGACUAUGGUUUUAUGCGCAGAGCUGGGAUAGUUGUAGAUUAUAAGAACCAGCCCAGCAUGGGAAUGUCAAGAGGAAUGAAGAGGAAAAUGCAAACUUUUAAGCAGCCUGGUGCUUUUGGCAAAAAAGCUAAACUCUCAAAACCAGGACAGACAAAACCAACUAAAAAUGUUCCACCCCCAGCACCUGUGAAUGAAGAGGAAGAAGAGAAGCGCAGAACAGAAGCAAGACGAGAGAAGCAAAGGCGUAGAAGAGAGAAAAACAGCGAAAAAUAUGGAGAUGGGUACAGGAUGGCAUUUACAUGCUCCUUCUGCAAGUUUCGCUCAUUUGAAGAAAAGGGUAUUGAAGAACACUUGGAAAGUCCAUGUCACCAAGAGAUGUUGGAUCACAUCCAGAAACAAACCAAAUUUGAUAAGCCCGUAAUGGAAUUUUUACAUGAAUGUAUUGUUAACAAGUACAAGAAAACAGCAGCUCGGAAAACACAAUCAACCCAACAAAUUGAGGCUGCAAAGGUUGCAGAGAAAGACAUUAUGGAAGGUGUCACACCUGAGGAUCAUAUGAUGAAAGUUGAAACUGUGCACUGUAGUGCCUGCAGUGUCUAUGUUCCUGCACUUCACAGCUCUGUGCAGCUGCAUCUUAAAUCAACUGAUCAUGCAAAGAACAAAGUGGCUUAUAAGGAUCAAAUUAAGAGGGAAAGUAUUCUGACUGCUACAAGCAUCUUGAAUAAUCCACUUGUGAAGGCCAGAUAUGAACUUUAUUUGAAGGGUGAAAAUCCAUUUGAAACCCCACAAGAUACAACUGAAGUUCAGCAAGAAGAGGAGACUGCAGCUGAGCCUGGUCCAUCUGAGGCUGAGGUAGAAGACUUUACUAGUGACCCACAGGUUGCUCUAGAAGAAGAAAAUUAAACAUGGCACCAAAUCUGCUUUCUGAAUUUAAUUUUUUUCCCCUGUUGUGCCAUCCAAUUUUUAAACCUGGUCUUGUUGGCAUUAUUUGUCAGUUUUUUUUGUAUUUGAUAAGAAAAUAUUCUAAAGUAAAUGGAUUUAAUUUUGCAUAUACAUGAGUCUAUUUUUUUUCCAUGUGAUUUUAAGAUGUAAUUAUGUUUGGUUAGGGCUACCUGAGGUUAAAUGUCUGUUUUAUUUUCAGUCUACCAUGCUAGGUUCUAGUAUUUUUAACCUGAAAAUACUGUGAAUUCUUGGAAUGUAUUUGUACAACGUAAGGCAGAUUUAAUGUUUCUUGUAGAAUGACCUGUAACACAAAGUAAUGUGGCAGUGUAAAGUGUUUGGGUUUUGUUUUUUUUACAUUGUUUUGCAUUGUUUGCUACUUGGGUCCUAGUAUCGGAUAACAAUAAAUCUCAAACUUCAAUAACUGGCUUGUUCUCAUUCUUGUCACACAAAUUGAAGCAAGCUGUCUUUAUUCCAUAUUGCAUAUUUUAGUUAAUCUAAUGAAAUUGCAGUGACAAAUUUUGGACUUAACAUGACUGUUCCUUAAAAGGGUCAAUAAAAUCUUAACUUCAAAUUCCAA
Pelobates fuscus (common spadefoot toad) is the source of this 2164-nucleotide messenger RNA. It is a transcript of the gene ZNF326, whose product is annotated as zinc finger protein 326. The coding region runs from base 154 to 1548 and encodes 464 amino acids. Gene Ontology annotation, molecular function: DNA binding. Gene Ontology annotation, cellular component: DBIRD complex; nucleus. Gene Ontology annotation, biological process: regulation of DNA-templated transcription elongation. The transcript is spliced from 10 exons. Lineage: Eukaryota; Metazoa; Chordata; Amphibia; Anura; Pelobatidae. The record is from RefSeq and is a predicted model, not a curated record.